AGCAGCAAAGCAGAAGACAGCUGGGAUAAUUUGCCAAAGCGCAUUUAAGGAUAUUACACUUCACCGUGAGCUCUACAAACAGACCAACAGCAACCAUGUCAGCACACGCCAGCCUGCUCCUUCUCAUCACCGUGUGUGUGUCCAUGCAGGAAGGUUCUGGACAUCCACUGUCAGAGAGGCCUAAGUCCAGUGAUCUGGCUCCACCUCACAGAGUGCGGACCAAACGCUGUGCCUGCAACAACCAGCUGGACUCUGAAUGCCACUACUUUUGCCAUCUCGACAUCAUCUGGGUCAACACACCAAGUAAGACCACUGUUUACGGCUUGGGCAGCCCUCUGUCACGUCGCCGUAGGGCCGCCGGUCGCUGUGUGUGUGCAGACUCUGACGACCACACCUGCAUCAGCUUCUGUCUGGACAGCUCAGAUAACUCUUCACCCCAGAGUGCCAUUAAGAGCUCCCGUGCCAACCUGUUGACUUUCCUUAGAUCUAUGGUCAGAGCCUCUGAGAGAACCAGGGGAUGGGCCUUCCCACCCAGGAAGGAAGCAGCCAGGGCCCCUGGGCUUGAUGAGCGCUAAACGACAUGGCAUGGCAGACAGAGUGAGGAGAGAAGAGUGAGCACCAGAACAAAUGACACUCCUCCAACAUGGAGAGGAGCAGAACAAAGGGCUGCUGGUAGAGAGAUGUGUCACAUGCAGGAAGGCCACAGACCGGUGGGACUGCCUGUCUGUUUGUCGGUUUGCACACAUAAAUUGAGGUUGGAAAACAAAAUGUGACAGAGGCCUGAAGACAGAGAAUGCUAGAUCUAUCUUGAGGGAUGCAUCAAGCAUGAUGCAUACAGGCUAUUUGUGCAGCAAAAUAUUUAUGUUAGGGGCAGGAGGGACAAGGGUGGUCCAUGCUACUGGCAGACUCUGGCCAGGUAGCCGUAAAGGAGAGAACACUUGAUGUGUGUAUGCUGGCUGUCUGUGUUCAAAACAGUGGCAGACCAUUGCUGUCAUGAUGGAAAGAAUGUGACAGGGAGAAUAUGACUGACAGGCUACUGAUACGAUCAUCAAAAUGAUGUAUGCGAUAACCACUGUGUUUUUCUCUUUCUUUUGCCUAACAUAUUUAAUCUCUCCAUUAUUUGAUUGUAUAAUAACAACAUAUUAUGAUUGCUAUGCAGGUUAUUCAUCAGGGGAAAUGACUGAGGUCAUUUAAAGGUGCAAUGUUUAGGGUUAUACACUUAGUGUACAAAACAUUAAGAAUACCUUCCUAAUAUUGAGCUGUAAAGUUGACUGGAUGUCCUUUGG
Salvelinus sp. IW2-2015 is the source of this 1286-nucleotide messenger RNA. Its product is annotated as endothelin-2. Gene Ontology annotation, molecular function: hormone activity; endothelin B receptor binding. Lineage: Eukaryota; Metazoa; Chordata; Actinopteri; Salmoniformes; Salmonidae. Gene Ontology annotation, biological process: regulation of vasoconstriction; regulation of systemic arterial blood pressure by endothelin; intracellular calcium ion homeostasis. Gene Ontology annotation, cellular component: extracellular region. The record is from RefSeq and is a predicted model, not a curated record.